AUGUAUAAACUACCACCUAACACUGUUGAUUCAGCAUUCAAACCUUUUGCUCCUUUAAUAUCCACAGCAAACGCUAUGAUAAAUCAAAUUAUUAAUAUUUUUGAAAAUGCAGAGUAUAACAAAAAGAUUUGUAAUGUGUUUUUAGAUCGUGUGGAUGUUGCUAAAAAUCAUAUUAAAAACCUUGAACGUAGAAAAGAGGAAAAUGAACACAUUUUUCGUGAUGGUGAAUAUUACAAACACUUUUUACGUUUUACCACUAUAUUAUUAAAAAUAAAAGAAUUUCUUAGUGAUAUUACUUAUCCUGGAUAUAAUAAAUAUAAUUCUGCAAAAAAUUUUGAAAAGAUAUUUGAAGAUCUUACUCGAGAUAUCGAUACUGUUAUGGGAGAUUUAAAAUUUACAACUAUUGCUCCCGAGGAGCAAAAAAAAAUUGAUCAACAAAGUUUAAAAGAGACUUGGAGAAAUGAUUCCACAAUAAGGUCAUCCUUUCAACAUAUUUUCUUAAAAUUGAAUAAUUUGACCUCAACAUAUGGUAAAAGCAAUGAAAAUAUUACAUCUCCCAAAAAAGAAAGGAAUUCAGACGGUGUUAUAACACAUAGUAAACACUCCGUUUCUAUUAGUGAUGAUGACAAGGAAUUUUUAAAAGUUAAACAAACUAAUAACCCUGAUUCAAUUAUGCCGAUUAUUCCAGGGUUGUACUGUACCGACUCAGCUCAAAGACUGGUUUUUUGGAACCGGUUCCAAGAACACCGCUUAAAAAAUUCGGGUUAG
Entrophospora candida is the source of this 768-nucleotide messenger RNA. The record is from the annotation of a GenBank genome assembly. Lineage: Eukaryota; Fungi; Glomeromycota; Glomeromycetes; Entrophosporales; Entrophosporaceae.